AUGAGAGGCUCAGCAAUCCGUGUGCUCCUUGCAGCAGCGCUCUCCCUUCUCCUACAGAAAAGCGAAGUUACCACCCUCCAGCUCUAUGGCAAUGAAGUGACCGGCACCCCCGACUCGUUGAAGGGAUCACCCAAGUCGGAGAAGCCCACGGAGAAUGUAUCUAGUCAGAGUAUCCCUAACAUCAUGCUGGAUGGCAACACACAGUUUAGUGAGUCGUUGAAAGAUUUUUUAAAGGGAACCAAUUCUGCUGAAGGAGCCAACGGAAAGAGUAAGCUCUUCGAAGGAGAUGCCAUCCUGGGAGAGUCCUUCCUGGAAGAAAACAAAGAUUUCAUAAAUAAGCAGGUGUUGUCCGAUUUAUAUAGCAAGUUCAUCAUAGAGGUGGUAAACAACAGCACUGUAUCUUUUUUGGACAAUCUAAGUGCCAGCAAGUCAAGCAAUACGGAGUUUCAGAUUGAGUUGGAGGAGAGCUGCUCGCCCUUCUUUUGCGAGAAGGUGAUGAAGGCCAAGGAGGUGGACGCCUCGGCGGCGAAGGCGGCAGAGGCGAGUGCCAUUAGCGAGGUUAGCGAUGGUAGCGCUGCCAACUCGGCCAACCCUGCCAGCCUCCUGACCGAUGAGAAGGAGAUCAAGCUGCACAGCGGAGGGAUGGACGGGAAGGACGACCUGGUGAUGAACCUGGACGCCGUGAAAAGCGUCGCGGAAAGUACCACCCCAAAUGGAGCCAAUCAGGCCGACGUGGAAGGCCUCUUCACCCGAACUGUCGAUGGAAACGAAGAAAAGCAGAAGAUCAUCCUCACCGAUGGAGACAACGUGUACGUGUUGGAAGAAAUCACACAGGGAAGCAGCUCCCCAUUCAGUGAAGAAGAAUUAAAUAAGCAACAAAUCGAACAAGAAAUAAAAAUGCAUAUACCUAGCGAGGUCAACGAGCGAGACAAUGGAAAAAAUAGAGACCUACUGGAAGAGGUGAUAAAUUCCUCGGAUUCCAUUUUGGACGACCUAUCAGGUCCAGUGAAUAACAUACAAACCGGUUCAGAAAAGGGAAUCAGAGAACAUGACCUUACGAGGGAUCCAUCCAAUUCGCCCGACUCGACAGAAUCAAACCAAAUGAAUAACAUCGGUGAAGAUAUUUUUACUAUGAAUGAAGAAGAGCUCUCAAAGAAGAUCCUGGAUGAUAUAAAAAUGAACAGCGAGGACAAAGUAGAAUGCUACACCUUAUCCAAUGACGAGAAAAAAUGCAAUAGUUAUAAGAAAUGCACUUAUGUGAAUAUCGAUAACAAGGAUACCUGUUUCUUGGAUUAUAACUACAUGCUCUUCUUAAAGAACAACAAUUGCUCUCUUCAGCCGAAGUCGGCUCUUCUCUCCAUAUCGAAGGACCUGCUUAAGAACGAAAUUAUCAACCGCCAAAUGUUCCAGCUGCUUCGAAACAGCAACAACAACAACUUCAUCUGUGACACCAUCACCUACUCCUUCCUGACGAAUGUAGUGGACAACACAAACUACGAGGAGAUCUUCACCUGA
This is a messenger RNA of Plasmodium inui San Antonio 1, 1515 nucleotides long. RefSeq lists its product as hypothetical. The coding region runs from base 1 to 1515 and encodes 504 amino acids. The transcript has 2 exons. Lineage: Eukaryota; Apicomplexa; Aconoidasida; Haemosporida; Plasmodiidae. The record is from RefSeq and is a predicted model, not a curated record.